Pungitius pungitius (ninespine stickleback) is the source of this 6507-nucleotide messenger RNA. Its product is annotated as fibronectin. The transcript has 39 exons. Bases 157 to 6492 code for a protein of 2111 amino acids. Gene Ontology annotation, cellular component: extracellular region. Gene Ontology annotation, molecular function: protein binding. NCBI's taxonomy places the organism in Eukaryota, Metazoa, Chordata, Actinopteri, Perciformes, Gasterosteidae. The record is from RefSeq and is a predicted model, not a curated record.
GCGCGCUCCCCUCUGCCCGGCCUGAUGCUCCAGCUGCUCGGUGGCAGCGGGGAUUCGAGAGCAAGGGACAGCAAUUAGACCCAUCCAGGCAAAACUUUAGUUCUCUUCUAAAACUUUUUUUUGCACUCUACCUUGAAACCCGAAUUUUCCCGCAAAAUGCCUGGUGGCGCACUGACGGGGUUACUGGUCGCGCUGUGCGUAAGCAGCGCCGUCCACGGCUUACCAAAGAAGAGCCGCAGACAAAGCGGCCAGCAUCAGGUGUUCCCUCAGCUCAAUGACGCCGAGGACGUGUCUCCAGCUGGCUGUGAGGAAAACGGUCGCUCAUACAGACCGAACGAGCGGUGGGAGAAACCCUACCUAAGUGGCACACUGCAGUGCACUUGCAAUGGAGCAACAGCCAUGAUCACAUGUAAAAGUAGACCCGAAGUGGAGGAGUCCUGUUACGACAGGCACAAUGACCGCUCAUACCAGAUCGGUGAAACCUACGAGAGGUCAAAGGACGGGAUGAUGUGGGACUGCACCUGUAUUGGUUCCGGUCGGAGCAAGAUCAGCUGCACCAUUGCAAAUCGUUGCCAUGAAGGUUUGAGGUCUUAUAAAAUCGGGGACACUUGGCAGAGGCCUCAUGACACGGCUGACUACAUGCUGGAGUGUGUGUGUCUUGGAAAUGGCAAAGGAGAGUGGACCUGCAAACCAGUGUCGGAGAGUUGCUAUGACAACAACGCUGCAUCAUCGUACGUUGUGGGGGAGACCUGGGAGAAACCGUACCAAGGCUGGAUGAUGUUGGACUGCACCUGUCUGGGAGAGGGAAACGGACGCAUCACUUGCACCUCUAGGAACCGCUGCAACGACCAGGACACCAGGAAGUCCCACCGUAUUGGGGACACAUGGACGAAGACGGACAAAAGUGGACACGUUGUGCAGUGUCAGUGCUUAGGAAAUGGCCGUGGAGAGUGGAAGUGUGAGAGACACAACGCAGGCCGAACCACAAGUGCGGUCUUGUUGGGCCCCACCCAGAUUGAGCAGCUGCCGGAGCCCCCCAUCGAGGGGACGUGCCGCACGGACUCUGGAUCCACCUACUACGAUGGACAGCGCUGGUUCCGAAGCCAGGGCAGCAAGCAGAUGCUCUGCACCUGUCUUGGCAACGGAGUCAGCUGCCAGGAGUGGGAGUCCAGGACGCUCACGUAUGGGGGCAACUCUGACGGCCAGCCGUGCACUUUCCCGUUCGUCUUCAUGGGAAAGACUUACUACUCCUGCACCUCGGACGGGCGCACGGACGGGCAGCUCUGGUGCGCUACAGGUUCAGACUAUGAGAGGGACCAGCAGUACUCUUUCUGUACCGAGAAGAACGCCAUUGUGGCAACACGAGGUGGCAACUCCAACGGCGGCCUGUGUCACUUCCCCUUCCUCUACAGUGGCCGCAACUACACCGACUGCACUUCUGAUGGGCGCCGUGACAGCAUGAGGUGGUGUGGCACCACCCAUGACUACGACACGGAGCAGCGCUUUGGCUUUUGCCCCAUGGCCGCCCACGAGGAGUCUUGCACCACCAACGAUGGAGUGAUGCACCGUGUGGGCGAUAAGUGGGACAAACGCCAUGAUGUCAUGGGUCACCCGAUGGAGUGCACGUGCAUCGGCAACGGCCGCGGGGAGUGGAGCUGCGUCGCUCACUCACAGCUGCUAGAUCAGUGUAUUGUUGAUGGCUUGUCCUAUGAAGUAAACCAGGAAUUCAACAAGCGCCACGACGAGGGCUACAUGAUGAACUGCACCUGCUAUGGACAGGGACGCGGACGCUGGAAGUGUGACGCAAUCGAUCAGUGUCAGGAACCACAAACCAGGGCUUUCUAUCAGAUUGGAGAGACAUGGGAUAAAGUCCUCCAUGGCAUCAAAUACCGCUGUUAUUGCUACGGCAACGGGAUAGGAGAGAUGAGGUGUGAACCUCAGCAGACCUACCCAGACGGCCACCGUCCUGUCCAGGUGAUCAUCACAGAGGCAGGAAAACAGCCAGACUCCCACCCCAUUCAGUGGAACCCCCCCUCAUCGGUUCAAAUCACCCAGUACAUCCUCAAAUGGAGAAUUAAAAAUACUCGCGCACCCUGGAAGGAGGUCAACGUUCCCGGCAACCUCAACCUCUACACCAUCACUGGGCUGCGUCCAGGCAUCACUUACGAGGGUCAGCUGAUCAGCAUCCUUCGCUACGGACGCCGUGAGAUCACACGUUUUGAUUUCACCACUUACCAUGGUUCCUUGGAAACAUCGGAGGGAGAGACAACCUCGCCGGUUGCGGUGACGGACACUUCUGAGUCCGUGACAGAAAUCACCUCAAACAGCUUCGUUGUGUCAUGGACGUCGGCCUCCUCUACCAUCUCUGGCUUCAGGGUGGAGUACGAGCUCAGUGAAGACGGGGCCAAGCAGAAAGUCCUGGAUGUUCCUCGCACAGCCACCGCCGUCACCAUCGCUGACCUCCUGCCAGGACGCAGAUACAACGUCAACGUCUACGAGAUCCCAGUUCAAGGACAACCAAACCUCAUUUUGACAACCUCCCAGACUACAGCUCCUGACGCACCUGCUCAGCACGCUAUCGAUGAGGUGGGAGAGUCCUCUAUCAGAAUCAGCUGGUCCAGGCCUCAGGCUCCUAUCACUGGUUACCGGGUGGUGUACACGCCGUCAGCGGAGGGCAGCAGCACAGAGCUCAACCUGCCAGACUCAGAAACAUCAGUGACGCUUGUCGACCUUCUUCCCGGCCAUCUUUACAACAUCAGCAUCUACGCUGUGGAGGAGGAGCAGGAGAGCGAGCCUGUUUUUGUACAGGUCAACACCGCCGGAUCCCCUGUACCAGAGGAGGUCCCAGCCCCCACAGACCUGCAGUUCUUUCAGGUUACUGAUAUGAAGAUGACCAUCACCUGGACUGGUCCACCCAACGAGGUGACCACCUACAGGGUGCACUUCACCCCCGUUGGUCCUGACGGCACUGAGACGAGGCUCCUGCAGCUGCCGUUAUCACACAACGCAUACGCUGAGAUCACACACUUGCAGCCGGGCACACAGUACCGCUUCUACAUCUACGCCAUCAACGGUGCAGUGGAGAGCAAGCCGCUAGUGGGAGAAAAGUCUACAAAACCCGAUUCGCCCACCGAUGUGCGUUUCACCGACAUUGGCCCCGACAGUGGCAUGGUCAUCUGGGAGGCUCCCCGUGCCGUCGUCAGUGGCUACCGUCUCUUCCUGAGCAUCGAGGGCUCCAACCCCAUCGAGAAGAGAAUCCCCGGCAGGGUCACACAGUACCCUUUGAGGAAUUUACGCCCAGACACGCAGUACACGGCCGUCCUGCACUCAGACCUCGACAAUGAGCUCAGCGAAGGCGUCACCAGAUAUUUUACUACCUCUCCCCAGAUGGGAAAUGCUCCUCCUAUCACCACUGAGGUCACUGAUAGCUCUAUCAUCAUCACUUGGAUACCUGUUCGCAGGUUCAGCUACAAGCUGUCUGUGCUCCCCAGCCAAGAAGGAGAGUCUCCCAGAGAAGAUACUUCUGACUCUGGACAUAUUCUUAUUCCUGGUCUCAUUCCUGGGACUCAGUACACCUACAGCGUUCAGCCGAUCUUCAACGGACGCAACCGUGGAAACCCUAUCACACGCAACGUUGUCACUUCCCUCCCUCCUCCCACUGACCUCAGAGUAGAGUCCAACACUAUCACAGGAGUGCUCACUGUCCACUGGGCGGCUUCCAAAACACCAGGCAUCACGGGCUACAGAGUGACAAGCACGCCGACCAACGGCCAGCGAGGAAACACCCUGGAGGAGUUUAUCGAAGCAGAUCAAACAUCUUGUGUGCUAGAGAACCUGAACCUGGGGGCCGAGUACAACAUCAGUGUCUUUACCAACAAGGGCCAUUUGGAAAGUGUGCCUGUGUCCACUACUAUCACACCAGACAUCCCCACGCCACGUCACAUUGACUUUGUCGACAUUACUGACACCACCAUUGGCCUGCGCUGGAUCCCUCCGACCUAUGCUACCAUUACUGGUUACCGGAUAACGGUAGUAACGUCGGGGGAGAGCUUGCCAAUUUUUCAAGAUAUGGUGCAACCGUCUGCUGGUUAUUACACGAUACGUGGUUUGGAGCCGGGUGUGGACUAUGACAUCGGUAUCUCCUCAGUUACAAGGGAGGGGGAAAGCCAGCCGACCACACACACAAAGCAAACACAAGCUGCUAUUCCAGCUCCCACCAACCUGCAGUUUAGAGGGGUGGGUCCGGACCACAUUAGGGUGACAUGGGCGGUUCCUCAUGUUGCCACGGCAAGUGACAUCUCUCGGUUUGUCAUCCGUUACCACCCUGUUGCCACGGACGACGACAUCAAAGAGGUUAAUGUCGGUGGAUCCACCAACACCUUCGUGCUGGAGAACCUGCUGCCCAACACCGAGUACCGUAUAAGUGUCGUUUGUGUGUACGGUGAACGAGCAAGUGAGCCGGCCACUGGGACACAGAGGACAACUCUGGACUCCCCCACUGGCUUGGACUUUUCCGAAAUUCGCACCAACUCCUUCAUCAUUCACUGGUUGGCUCCGACCGCCGCCAUCACCGGCUACCGCAUCAACUUCCAGAAGACGAGCGGCGGCCUGGCAAGAGACGUGAGGCUGCCCCCAACCAGGAACCACUACACUCUGACCGGACUGACACCAGAGACAGAGUAUCUGGUGUACGUGUAUGCUGUCAACAACAAUCAGGAGAGUCAGCCUUUGACUGGCACACAGGCCACAAUCUCUGAUGCUCCAACUGACUUGGAAGUAACAUCAUCCACCCCGUCCAGCAUCACCAUUCGCUGGGACGCCCCCUCUGUCACAGUGAAGAACUACAGGAUCACCUAUGGAGGCACAAGUGGGGAGGCUCCUCAGGAGUUCACCAUCCCAGGCACUCAGACCUACGCCACAAUCACCGGUCUUAAUCCCGGUACCGACUACACCAUCACCGUCUAUGCUGUUACCGGAAGAGGGGACAGCCCUGCUUCCAACACCCCUGUCUACGUCACACAUAAGACUGAUACCGAGCCCCCCACUGGCAUGAAACUGACUGAUGUGAGUGACAACACCAUCACUGUUCGCUGGUCUCCUGCUCAGGGACCAAUCAGAGGCUACAGAAUCACAGGUGUCCCCAAAAAUGGCCAGGGACCCUCCUACUCUGAAGUGGUGGCCCCUGAUCAGACUCAGAUAACAUUCACUGGUCUGAUGCCCACUGUUGAGUACGUUGUGAGUGUCUACGCCCUGGGCAACGAUGGACAACCCUCCUCCCCCGUGGUGGAGAAUGCUUUCACUGCUAUGGACCGUCCCAAGGACCUGACCUUCACUGACAUCGACUCAAACUCCAUGCGCAUCACUUGGGACAGUCCUGACGGCACAGUGACAUCAUACCGCGUCACAUACUCCAGCUCAGAGGAGAGUGAGAGGGAGCUACAUCCAGCACCCAGAGGGGACCAGGACACCGUGGUCCUCAGAAACCUCCUCCCUGGGACAGAGUACACUGUCAAAGUCAUCGCUCUCCACGGCAGCAGACCCAGCACACCUUUGGUGGGAACCCAGGCCACAGUGAUCCCUGCUCCAACCGGCCUGGUGAUCUCCGAUGUCGGUCCUUCCACCUUCACCGUGUCAUGGCGAGGCUCCAGUGCCCGCCUGUCGGGCUACCGCGUGGUCGUCAACCCUAAGAACACCAACGGUCCCACCAAAGAGAUGAACGUUGCUCCGGACACCACACGUGUUGUCGUGCCAGGGCUCAUGGUGGCUACUGCUUAUGAGAUACAUGUCUAUGCUCUGAAGAACUCUGUCACCAGCAGACCGCUGGAGGGAGAGACAACCACGCUGGAGGAGGUUAGUCCUCCUCGGCGUGUUCGCAUCAUUGAAUUGAAGGAUACUUCUUUCACGCUGACCUGGCGCUCCAAGAUAGACGACAUCACUGGUUACCUCAUCGAUGCCACUCCCGUCAGUGGCUCGCAACCAACCCUGAGCAGGACCAUCCCAAGAGAUACAACCACCUACACCUUCACAGGUCUGCAGCCCGGGACAGCGUACUCUGUUAACCUGUAUACUCUGAAGGGCAACACUAGGAGUGAAUCAUUUCCCAUCAGCUUUACAACAGCUAAACCAGUGCUCCAGGCUCCCACCAACCUCCAGUUCUCAUCUUUGACCCCCACCUCCAUCUCCUUCACCUGGCAGCCACCUGCCACACACAUCACAGGAUACUACGUCACCUACGAGGAGUCAGGAGGGGAGCCACAGGAGCUCAACCCCCGACCCCAUGCCGGCCAAAACUAUGCCACUAUAACUGGCCUGAGCCCAGCCACCAUGUACAUCAUCAAGAUCAUCGCCAUCCAGAACACACAGAGGAGCACACCUCUGGUGGGCAGAAUAAGGACUCGUGAGUAUUUUCAGACUUCUCCUCUGUACACUGCCAAAUGUGAUGGUCUAGGUGAUGCAUUUGAAACUAGUUAUGGCUUGAAAUGGAAGCUUUAAUCUGCUCAUCUUAAU